Messenger RNA from Notothenia coriiceps (black rockcod), 2493 nucleotides. RefSeq names its product orthodenticle homeobox 1 (gene otx1). Gene Ontology annotation, molecular function: RNA polymerase II cis-regulatory region sequence-specific DNA binding; DNA-binding transcription factor activity, RNA polymerase II-specific. Gene Ontology annotation, cellular component: nucleus. Gene Ontology annotation, biological process: multicellular organism development; regulation of transcription by RNA polymerase II. The transcript has 4 exons. Bases 553 to 1542 code for a protein of 329 amino acids. The record is from RefSeq and is a predicted model, not a curated record. Lineage: Eukaryota; Metazoa; Chordata; Actinopteri; Perciformes; Nototheniidae.
CCCGGACACGGAGGCGGGGAAAGUGGGAGGGGCCUCUCACGGUGGCCUCUGCGCUGAUUGGCUGCCCAAGCUGUCCGUCACCCAGGAGCUGCUCGCUGGUUGGCUGAGGGAGGCGGAUCCGCAGGUGUCCUCCGCUCAUAGAGGCGCGGGGCGGAGAGAAGGUGAUCAAUCUCAAUUUCGUCUCCAUUAGAAACAAGAAAAUCACCUAACACUCUGACAGACAGCGACAAGCCCCCUGAAAGCAAAUGAGUCUGAUUUAUUUGGCUGCAAAAACACCCGGAAACGCGUGCUGAUAUUUCUGCGUGUUUUUCUGCGUGAUGCUGCCCGGUUCCGCGCGCUGUUGUUUGUUUUUCAGCGAGUCUGUUUGAGUUCGUCAGACUUCCUCCUGCUGGAUAAUUUUACUGCUGCUCGCGUCUGUUGGCCCGGGAGCUCGGGAGAAGGGAAGAGGAGAAAAACAAGUUUCUUGGAUCGGUCCCCUGUCCCGUCAAGCUGCAGCAUCGGGGGAAACCGAACCACUGGCCGGAGCUGGGUGGAGCAGUGACCGCCUGUAGCAUGAUGUCCUACCUCAAACAGCCCCCCUACGGCGUCAACGGCCUGGGGCUCAGCGGCGCCAUGGACCUGCUGCACCCCUCCGUGGGCUACCCAUCGACUCCCAGGAAGCAGCGCAGGGAGCGGACCACCUUCACCCGCACUCAGCUCGACAUCCUGGAGUCUCUGUUCGGGAAGACCCGGUACCCGGACAUCUUCAUGCGGGAGGAGGUCGCCCUGAAGAUCAACCUGCCGGAGUCCAGAGUCCAGGUGUGGUUCAAGAACCGGAGGGCCAAGUGUCGCCAGCAGGCGCAGAGUGGCAACAGUGCAAAGGCCCGUCCUCCUAAGAAGAAGUCGUCUCCGGCCCGGGAGAGCACCGGCUCGGAGAGCAGCGGGCAGUUCACUCCGCCGGCCGUCUCCAGCACCGGCUCGUCCUCGUCCUCUUCCUCCUCCACCAAUCACACGGGCCCUGCGGCGCUCAGCAGCACCUCUACCUCCAUCAGCACCGUCUCCUCCAUCUGGAGCCCCGCCAUCUCCCCCGGAAAUGCUACGGCUCCUGCGGUGGCCCCGAUCCCCGAGCCCGGACCCCCGUCUAACGCCUCCUGUAUGCAGCGUUCGAUGUCAGGCUCCGCCGCUGCUGCCACCUCCUACCCCAUGUCCUACAACCAGACGCCGGGGUACGGGCAGGGCUACCCCACCCCUUCCAGCUCUUACUUCAGCGGGGUGGAUUGUGGCUCCUACCUGGCCCCCAUGCACUCCCACCACCACCCCCACCAGCUCAGCCCCAUGACGGCCUCCUCCAUGUCCGGCCACCCACACCACCACAUCAGCCAGUCGUCGGGGCACCACCACCACCACCACCAGGCGUACGGAGGCUCCGGCCUGGCCUUCAACUCCUCCGACUGCCUGGAUUACAAAGAGCAGACUGCAGCCUCCUCGUGGAAGCUCAACUUUAACACCACAGACUGCUUGGACUACAAAGACCAGGCCUCCUGGAGGUUCCAAGUCUUGUGAUCGGGCUUUUUUUUUUUUCUUCCUCCUCCUGUUCGUCAGCUUCUUUUAUUUUCCAGAUUAGCAUAUUGCUUGUUUUCAAAAGACAAAAAGAGUUUAUGAACCAUAAGAUAGCAGCAAUCUGACUUUGUUUUACCCUCGACGUCUUUUUAAAAACAAAAAAAAUGUAAGAGAAACAGUCCCUGGAAUGCUGAGGAGAGCAAACAUCCGGAGCAGUUUCCUGACGAUGAAGAAUGGGUUUUUAAAAGACGUUGAUUCUUGGAUGACCUUAUAAAACUGUUUUUGAAAACUACAAAAAAAGUCAUUUCAACCGAACUCCUUCGACCACCAGCUCUCUGGAUGGGAGGAAUAUUUCCCCCUGGACAGGAACUCGCCCUCUUUACCUCCCAAUCAAAUCCUGUAAAGUUUUUAUUUCUGAAAUUUGUUAUUUUAGGAUGACAGAGAUUUUUAGUCAGCUACAUCGUGGAGCUGAAAUAUGUAAAUAUGUAUUUGGGUCAGUUACAGUGACCAUGUUUAGUUGGUGUUUUUUUUUUCCGAAUUUGAAAUUGUAUGUAAAUCUUUCCAAAUAUUCCAAAGAGAACAAAUUGGCCAUAAGGUUCAGCUUUUAUAUCCUACGUUGUUUUACUCAGAAAAUGUUUUGGCAAUUUGAAAUGUCUCGGGAGGGGCGGGGGGGGGAUACAACUCUAAAAUAUAGAUGCAGUUUGUUUUCCGGAUAUUAUUAUUCUAACCUCUCUACAUUUUCAAACCAGACCUCCUCUCUUGGGCAUUGUCGUGAUAUAUUGGACAUGUUUGAACCGCAGCACUUGGCUUGAAAUUGGAGUCAGAGCAUUUUUAUUUUUGGAGAGGAAAAUGUGGAUUUUAUUAGCUCCAAAAUGACAGUAAGAUGUUGAAUGUAUCUUUAAGGCGAACCACCCUUACAUACAUGUUCAUCCAAUAAAGAUCCGUUAAGUCAUA